Molecule: messenger RNA, 874 nt
Organism: Lactuca sativa (garden lettuce)
Lineage: Eukaryota; Viridiplantae; Streptophyta; Magnoliopsida; Asterales; Asteraceae
Source: RefSeq, a predicted model, not a curated record
UCCAAUUUCCACAAUGGUUUCUUCUCAAUUAACUGCUUUAAUUGAAAACAAGCCAUUCAAAUCCUCCAAGAACUAUUUCCAAUUCCCAAAAAACCCUCCCAAUGAAACAUCAGAUACUCUUGAAUUGGACUUUUCUGAUACAUUUGGUCCUCUCCCACUGCCAGCUGGCAAUUCUGAAAUUCCAAGCGAUGACCCUGUGGUCAUUUACAGCCGUUCACAUUCUUUAGUGGGUCCCACGCCAUGUGUAAGCCACUUGCUGAAUCUAAGGAAGUUAACCAUAUGUGAAACGGAUGAAUCAUUGGAGGAUUUCAGUGAUGUGAUAGAUAAAGAGAUUGAAGAAGAAGAUUCUGAAAAUGGUUGUAAGGUGAAAACCAUAGGGCUUGAAGAUUUUGAAGUCAUGAAAGUUGUGGGGCAAGGGGCUUUUGGUAAAGUGUAUCAAGUGAGAAAGAGAGAUAGUUUGGAAAUAUAUGCAAUGAAAGUUGUGAGAAAAGAUAAGAUUGUGGAGAAAAAUCAUGCUGAGUAUAUGAAAGCAGAGAGAGAUAUCUUGACAAAGAUUGAUCAUCCCUUUAUUGUCCGCUUCGUUACUCUUUCCAGAGAGGAUUUGGCACGUAUUUAUGCUGUAGAGAUUGUUUCAGCUGUUUCUCACCUUCAUGCAAAUGGGAUAAUGCAUAGGGAUCUUAAGCCUGAAAAUAUACUACUUGAUGUGGAUGGACAUGCAUUGUUUACGGAUUUUGGGCUAGCAAAAGAGUUUGAUGAAAAUGCAAGAUCAAAUUCUUUAUGUGGAACAGUAGAAUACAUGUCACCUGAAAUUAUUCUUGGUAAAGGCCAUGACAAAGCUGCUGAUUGGUGGAGUGUUGGAAUCUUAUUGUUUUGA